This is a messenger RNA of Larimichthys crocea (large yellow croaker), 2640 nucleotides long. It is a transcript of the gene cbx7a, whose product is annotated as chromobox homolog 7a. The transcript is spliced from 6 exons. Lineage: Eukaryota; Metazoa; Chordata; Actinopteri; Sciaenidae. The record is from RefSeq and is a predicted model, not a curated record. The coding region runs from base 323 to 1468 and encodes 381 amino acids. Gene Ontology annotation, cellular component: PRC1 complex. Gene Ontology annotation, biological process: negative regulation of transcription by RNA polymerase II.
GGCACUAUACGCAAUGGAAAGGGGGCGCGCCCGACUUAAAGCCGCGCGUUGUGUCCUGUGUUGAUGUGUCGCAGAUUUUAAAAAGUGAGCGAGGCAGGCAGCUGGAGUUUUGGAGCGAGAGAGAGAGACAGAGAGAGAGAGGAGGGUGAAAGCGCAGAGGCUUCAGCAACCAAAAACAACUCAUCACACCGGAGGAAGGAAGGAAGCCACCACUAAGAGCUUUUUACCUCCAGCUUGCUCCUUUUUCAACUAUUUUUUAUUCUAAAUUUCAGCACACAUCCAGUUUGUGUCCUAUUUGGAGCGUGUGGAGCUGCGCGCAGUGAUGGAGCUGUCAUCAAUAGGAGACCAAGUGUUUGCAGUUGAGUCAAUAACAAAGAAGAGAGUGAGAAAGGGUAAUGUGGAGUAUCUACUGAAAUGGCAGGGAUGGCCCCCAAAGUGCAGUACUUGGGAACCAGAGGACAAUAUUUUGGACCCGCGCCUGGUCCUGGCCUACGAAGAGAAUCAGGAGAAGAUCAGAGCUCUGGCCUAUCGCAGGAAAGGUCUCAGACCCAGGAGACUCGUCCUGCGGAACAUCUUUGCCAUGGACCUCCGCAGUGCCCACAAGGAGAAGCCUCCCCCUCGCUUGCGUCUCUCCCUCACACGUGCCAUGAGCACAGAUGUGGACCAGGGCGAGCGGGGCAGCAUGUACCGCCGCCCAGCCUGGAGGAAGAGCAAGCAGAGGGCAUCCAAACGCGGGCCAUUGGGACCCUCGCACAAAACCAUCCGUCAACUGAGGAAGAAGGACGAGCCCAUGGAGGAUGACUGGUGCGGCACCAGCGAAGAGGAGAAGCAGGAGUCUGAAAGCGCCGCGGAGGAGAGACGUGAAGACAGUUUAUAUGGUCCAUCAGAGUGCAGCUCUCCACCUUUGCUGGAGCGACAGGACUUAGAGAUAGAGGUGGAGGAGAAGGUGGACGCUGAGCUGACAGUGGUAGGCACAGAAACGUGGACAGACAGCGGGACGGUUGAAACAAGACAGAACCAGACAUUUGUAUGUGACCAAUCAAAGGCCGGACCAGGAGAUGCGGUUACCGCCAGUGACAGGUCAGAUUGGUACAGAUCGGGUGAGGAGGAGGAGGAGGAGGAAGAGGAGGAGCAGGAGGAGAAGGCUGUGGAGUCAGUGUCAGAGUGCCCCACGUUAGAGAGCAGCGUUUGUCAGAGCAUCAACAACACAACCUCGGUGAUAGUGAGCGUUCAGGGGAGCAGCAAGACGGCAGGUGACACCGCCGUCGCCACCGAAGUCUGCUCCGCCGUCUGCUCCGCCGCUGAGGUGUGGAAAGAGGAGGUGCGAGGCGACAAUCAGAGCGUUACCACGGCGACGCAGGCAGCAGAGCAUCCCGAGAAGGUGAUUGUGACGAACGUGACUAUCAACUCUCUGACGGUGACUUUUAAAGAAGCCACGGUGGCUGAAGGCUUCUUUAAGGGCUAUUGAACGAUGACAAAGAGAGACGGAGGGAGCUCAAGAUAACCAUGAUUAGACUUACCACUCAUUUUGUACGUGUAAAUAGUCGUGUAUGUAAGAUAAUUCAACAUGUUUACAAAGCUACACUCAUUUCCUACUGAGUUCAAUGAAGACAUUAUUGCCUUUUGAGUAAAAAAAAAAAGAAAAGAAAAAAUGAGUGGUAAUUUUAUCAUUGUGGCUCAUUUAUUAGGUGUGAUAGGAAGCCUGAGGCCCCACUAAAUGUGCUCAUUGCAAUCCAGGAGACUAAAUGGAUCUCAGUGGCAGGUUUCAUUCCCGGGGCCGCUGGGUUUUUACAGACAGAUGGUGAGACAGUCCAAAAAUGUUACAGUACACGUUACUACUUCCAUGCAGUUACUUUUUCCAGUCGUCCUCAGUGCUUUUCAGCCACAUAGUUUUGGUCUCGCACUCAGAUCUGUUCUCCUCGGGCCUGUUUCAGUCGCUCCUCUUUCUUACGAAUAACAUUUUGUAAAGGUAUUGCCCUCUUCUUCUUCUUCCUCUUCUUUUUAUUCUGUGUUUUGUUUUUUUCAGUAUUUCUCACGAAGCUAACCGCAUGCCCUGUCAGUCUGUGCCACACAUGCACAAAGCUCUGUCCUGUGGUUUGUUGAAGAGGGUUUAUUUCUGUCACAAAAGAAAUAAAACAAAGACAGAGAAACCGAGAGAGAGAGAGAGAGAAUUAAUGCUUUCCGCCGCUUAGAUGCCGUUCUGCGUUUCAUGGAGGAUGGAUGCACUAAAAAAAAAGUAAAAAAAAAAAAAAAGUACACAGUUGUGUUUGCCGUCUGUCUGUCUGUCCUUUUACUUUUCAAGUAUGAAAUGCUGCCUGGUUCUAUUUUUGUAUUACCAAUUGAUAGUCCACUCUUUUCACUAGCCUUGUGCAUUCCAAAAGAGGCGAUAUCAGUUGACACUGCCGCCGUUACGCCGUGUAAGGUAAUGUGCAAAAAAUGGAAGCAAAAUGUACAUUAGGUCAGACUGUAGUGAGCUAUUAUUUAUUGCAUGUCACAUGUAUAAGCUUAACUAACUUAUGUCACUUAAAUGUGUCUGAAUCAGUCACUCUAUGGCAACGAUAACUUGUCGAACAUGUCUUCUCUCUGAAAAUGAAUUUUUAUUUUGAUUGCAUUUCCAAUAAAUAUGUACAAAAACAAAAA